AGAACGCUCAACUAGUCUUAGUGAAACAUCUGCGACAUCAGCAAGUUCCUCUGCUGAAUCAACAGAAGGAACAACAUUAGAAAGCUCAACUAGUCUUAGUAAAACUUCAGAACCCACAUUAGCCACAUCUGAAACAUCAGCAACAUCAUCAGGUGUUAGUGGCACAUCAGUGACAAUACCAAACUCAUCGAAAAUGCCAUCAAAUUCCACUUUAAGAUCCACUACAGAUUCUCCAAUGACCAUGUACCCAAUUUUUAAAUUGAACAUUAGCUUUACCACUCCUGAGACAUUUAAUUCUCACUUGUUAAAUCAAUCUUCACCUGCCUUCAAGGAGCGUGAACAUCGGAUCAUAAAUGAGUUUGGACAAGGUUUUACAAACAAAUAUGGCAGCAAAUUCCUUUACAUCAUAGUACAUGGUUGCAGAGCUGGGUCAACAAUUUCAGAUUUUGAAGCAUCAUUCCGUGGAUUUGUGCCCUCUGAUUCUUCAAUUAUUGAUGCCAUAUUAAGUGCAAAUACAAGCUUUGACAUUACAAUUAUAUAUAUAAAUGGCGUGGAAUAUGAAUUAACAACAAUGACCACAACACAGACUGCCGGUUCAACAGACAUAACAGGACCACCAUCAGCUUCUACUUCAGGAGGUUCAACAACUGUCAUAUUGGAAACAAGUACCAGUGAUACAUCAGAACUACCAGUGACUUCUACUUUAGAAUCAACUACAGAUAUUAUACAGAAAACAACAACAGGUGUCACAUCAGAGCCACUAAGGAGUUAUCUGUCAGAAUCAACUACAACUGUCACACUCCAAACAUCAACAGGUGAUACAUCGGAAUCAUUAUCUAGUUCUUCUUCUUUAGAAACAUCUACAGUUGUCAGCCUGGAAACAUCACCUGGUGUUACAUCAGAACUGACAAUGUCUUCAUCUUCAGAAUCAACUAUAGCUGUCAUACUCGAAACAUCAACAGGUGUUACAUCAGAACUAAUAUUAACUUCUUCAGAAACGGCUACAGUUGUCAUACUGGAAACAUCAGCUAGUGUUACAUCAGAGCCACUAUUAAGUUAUCCUUCAGAUUCAACAGUUAUUACACUAGAAACAUCACCCAGUGUCACAUCAGAACUACCAGUGACUUCUCCUUCAGAAUCAACUACAGCUGUCACACUCCAAACAUCAACUGGUCUUACAUCAGAACUACCAUCAACUUCUUCUUUGGAAACAGCUACAGUUGCCACACUGGAAACAUCAGCUAGUGUUACAUCAGAGCCACUGUCUAGUUCUCCUUCUGGAUCAACAGUUAUGACUUUAGAAACAUCACCCAGUGUCACAUUAGAACUGACAAUGUCUUCAUCUUCAGAAUCAACUACAGCUGUCUUACUCGAAACAUCGAUUGGUGUUACAUCGGAACCAAUAUCAACUUCUUCUUUACAAACAGCUACAGUUGUCGUACUGGAAACAUCAGCUAGUCUUACAUCAGAACUACCAGUGGCUUCUCCUUCAGAAUCAACUACAGCUGUCACACUCCAAACAUCAACAGGUGUUACAUCAGAGCCACUAUCAAGUUAUCCUUCAGGGUCAACAGUUAUUACACUAGAAACAUCACCCAGUGUCACAUCAGAACUACCAGUGACUUCUUCAGAAGCAACAGUGACUUCUCCUUCAGAAUCAACUACAGCUGUCACACUCCAAACAUCAACAGGAUACACAUCAGAACUGCCAUCAUCCUCUUCUUUAGAAACAGCUACAGUUGUCACACAGGAAACAUCAGCUACUGUAACAUCAGAGCCACUAUCUAGUUUUUCGUCAGGCUUUACAGUUAUUACACUAGAAACAUCACCCAGUGUCACAUCAGAACUACUAGGGACUUCUCCUUCAGAAUCAACUACAGCUGUCACACUCCAAACAUCAACAGGUGUUACAUCAGAACCACCAUCAACCUCUUCUUCAGAAACAGCUACAGUUGCCACACUGGAAACAUCAGCUAGUGUUACAUCAGAGCCACUAUCAAGUUAUCCUUCAGGGUCAACAGUUAUUACACUAGAAACAUCACCCAGUGUCACAUCAGAACUGACAAUGUCUUCAUCUUCAGAAUCAACUACAGCUGUCUUACUCGAAACAUCAACUGGUGUUACAUCAGAACCAAUAUCAACUUCUUCUUUAGAAACAGCUACAGUUGUCGUACUGGAAACAUCGGCUAGUCUUACAUCAGAACUACCAGUGGCUUCUCCUUCAGAAUCAACUACAGCUGUCACACUUCAAACAUCAACAGGUGUUACAUCAGAACCACUAUCAACUUCUUAUCUAGAAAAAGCUUCAGUUGUCACACUGAAAACAUCAGCUAGUGUUACAUCAGAAAUACCAGUGGCUUCUUCUUCAGAAUCAACUACAGCUGUCACACUCCAAACAUCAACAGAUGUUACAUCAGAACCACCAUCAACCUCUUCUUCAGAAACAGCUACAGUUGCCACACUGGAAACAUCAGCUAGUGUUACAUCAGAGCCACUAUCAAGUUAUCCUUCAGGGUCAACAGUUAUUACACUAGAAACAUCACCCAGUCUCACAUCAGAACUGACAAUGUCUUCAUCUUCAGAAUCAACUACAGCUGUCUUACUCGAAACAUCAACUGGUGUUACAUCAGAACCAAUAUCAACUUCUUCUUUAGAAACAGCUACAGUUGUCGUACUGGAAACAUCGGCUAGUCUUACAUCAGAACUACCAGUGGCUUCUCCUUCAGAAUCAACUACAGCUGUCACACUCCAAACAUCAACAGGUGUUACAUCAGAGCCACUAUCAAGUUAUCCUUCAGUGUCAACAGUUAUUACACUAGAAACAUCACCCAGUGUCACAUCAGAACUGACAAUGUCUUCAUCUUCAGAAUCAACUACAGCUGUCUUACUCGAAACAUCAACUGGUGUUACAUCAGAACCAAUAUCAACUUCUUCUUUAGAAACAGCUACAGUUGUCGUACCGGAAACAUCGGCUAGUCUUACAUCAGAACUACCAGUGGCUUCUCCUUCAGAAUCAACUACAGCUGUCACAGUCCAAACAUCAACAGAUGUUACAUCAGAACCACCAUCAACCUCUUCUUCAGAAACAGCUACAGUUGCCACACUGGAAACAUCAGCUAGUGUUACAUCAGAGCCACUAUCAAGUUAUCCUUCAGGGUCAACAGUUAUUACACUAGAAACAUCACCCAGUGUCACAUCAGAACUGACAAUGUCUUCAUCUUUAGAAUCAACUACAGCUGUCUUACUCGAAACAUCAACUGGUGUUACAUCAGAACCAAUAUCAACUUCUUCUUUAGAAACAGCUACAGUUGUCGUACUGGAAACAUCGGCUAGUCUUACAUCAGAACUACCAGUGGCUUCUCCUUCAGAAUCAACUACAGCUGUCACACUUCAAACAUCAACAGGUGUUACAUCAGAGCCACUAUCAAGUUAUCCUUCAGGGUCAACAGUUAUUACACUAGAAACAUCACCCAGUGUCACAUCAGAACUGACAAUGUCUUCAUCUUCAGAAUCAACUACAGCUGUCUUACUCGAAACAUCCACUGGUGUUACAUCAGAACCAAUAUCAACUUCUUCUUUAGAAACAGCUACAGUUGUCGUACUGGAAACAUCGGCUAGUCUUACAUCAGAACUACCAGUGGCUUCUCCUUCAGAAUCAACUACAGCUGUCACACUCAAACAUCAACAGGUGUUACAUCAGAACCACUGUCAACUUCUUAUCUAG
This is a messenger RNA of Silurus meridionalis, 3724 nucleotides long. RefSeq lists its product as uncharacterized. The record is from RefSeq and is a predicted model, not a curated record. The coding region runs from base 194 to 3724 and encodes 1176 amino acids. Lineage: Eukaryota; Metazoa; Chordata; Actinopteri; Siluriformes; Siluridae. The transcript is spliced from 5 exons.